Messenger RNA from Colletotrichum truncatum, 1341 nucleotides. RefSeq names its product Upc2 protein. The record is from RefSeq and is a predicted model, not a curated record. Gene Ontology annotation, molecular function: DNA-binding transcription activator activity, RNA polymerase II-specific; zinc ion binding. Gene Ontology annotation, biological process: regulation of transcription by RNA polymerase II. NCBI's taxonomy places the organism in Eukaryota, Fungi, Ascomycota, Sordariomycetes, Glomerellales, Glomerellaceae.
AUGGCGCCCCAAACGCGUAACCAUCCCCCCACCCCGGCAAACUCGACGGCCAACGACGACGAGGUUGGCACCCCAGCAUCCGGAGCUGGUGACGUCAAACUUCGCCGGGCGCAUAGGAAAUCUCGCAACGGUUGUAAGGAAUGCAAGAGACGCCACGUCAAGUGUGACGAGACACGCCCGACAUGCGUCAACUGUGCGACGGCGGAGCGGCACUGCUCUUACCUCGAUUCCCUCCCGGCCUCGGCCCGGGCAGCCGUUCCGGCCAAGAGAGUUCUCGUCACCGAUGGUCACACCCCGGCCAGCUCCGUCACCCAAGCCGCCAUGGGUGCCAACCCGGUCUCCGCGUCGUCACCGUCUGUCACCACCGUCGUCAACGACUUCAUCAUGCGCACUGGCGAGACCAGCGAGGUCGCAAGCCCCGCUAAUGGCCAGUUCUUUACCAUGGAACAUUUGCGACUCUUCCGCCAUUUUGCGACUCACAUGCCAAGCUUUGCGGGUCUCGAUGAGUUCUUGAAACCUAUCAUAGACAUGACCAUAGAUGUGGCUUUGAGCGCCCCUUACCUAAUGGACGUCAUGCUGGCCAACGCAGCGAUGCACCUGGCCGAGACAAACCCUUCCCGCGCAGACUACUACCGUCUCCAGGCUACUCAGCUGCAGACACGCGGCCUGAUGCUGUUCAACGAAGCUAAAGAAGAGAUCUCGGAGGAGACAUGCAUUCCCAUGUUCCUCUUCGCCGCCACCGUUGGCAACCAGACCUUGUGCGAGACUCUUCGCACUAACCGCGACGAUUUCAAUGCAUUCCUCGACCAAUUUGCCUGGUAUCUUAGCCUGCACCGCGGCGUGUGUACUGUCACUGGCAGCUCAUGGCAUAUAAUUCGUCAGUCUGGCGCCAAAGAGUUUCUAGAUUUUCUGGAUGCCAGGCAUCCUCAAGUGGAAGUCCCCGAAAUCGGCCUUCUCUACCGUAUGCUGGAUCAGGCCGAUCUUGGCCCGGCCUCGCUCGAGGCUUGCCGCGCAGCUGCCGAUAUUCUUGCUCAUGCCUAUGCUAUCUACCGCAGCAUCUCCGAAAGGAGUAGGCACCAAUCCUCCUCUGUCAUGGCUUUCGGAUCUCGCAUCACGACGGGCUUCAUCGACGUGCUUAAACAGCGCCGCCCAGAGGCCCUGGUCAUUCUCGCCUACUAUGCUGUGCUGCUCCACUGGUGCCGAGAGUACUGGGUGUUUGGCGACGCAGGCCAGUUCAUGAUCCGGUCCAUCUCGGCGCAUCUUGGCGACUACUGGUCGGAAUGGCUCGCAUUCCCUAACUCUGUGCUCGAGGACCAGCAGCAGCAGCAGCAUGCAGGCUGA